CAACACAACCUCAAUCAAUCGCAUGCACGAUUUAUCGCCUUUCCAGCUAUGAACAGGAACGCGUUUUUUUCGAGCCACCGCGAUGGCUACGGUCGGGGUCCCUCCACAGCCCCCGCCGCCUCCACCAAAUCCAGGCGGAGGUGGUGGCCUUCCUCCCGACCGCCCGAUCCUACCGAUUGAGGCCCCCGAUGACGAGAUUCCCGUCGAUUACAAGAGAUGCCGUGCUUGCAGGUUCGUCAAGCAUCACCAGCACUUUGUUGCGAAGCCUGGUGGAAGAAGAGGAGUAUUGACGGUUAAUUGCGAUACUUGCCGCGGUCUGAAUGUUGGCGCGCACCGAUCCAGUAUUCGCGACCUCCUCUCGAAUAUGCCUGCCCUCGCCCCGCGGUCUAAGCGUACACCCGACGUGUUGUCCUCGCCUGAAGGCCGUGCCUCUCGAGCCGCCUCAAUGGCAUACGGCCCUCUUCGCCGACCUUCCGGCUCGCCCCCCCCCGAGGCCAGCUCCCGGUCUUCGUCCCCGGCCUUCCCUCGGGCUCGGAAGUCUUCGCCUAGGCCGCACCCGCGCCCCUACCCCCAUUCUUCCCCGAGGUCAAUCCCCUGCGCCGCCUGCCCUCGGAAGUCCUCAGCCUCGCAGCGGCUUUCAACGCCUUACCUCAAUAUUCCAUCGGCGUGGUCAGGUUGAGGGUUAUACACCCGAACAACAGGCAGCACAUGACGACCGCCUUAACAUACAGCGGCGUCACAGAUCAGAGCGUCGGCAGGGACAAGUUCCCUCUGCAACACCGCCGUCACAAGAGCUUCUCGCUCGCCCGCCGGGCGGUGAUCCCGGAGGUAGUGAUCCCGGAGAUCCUUUUGUGGAGGACAACAACCGCCAGAUGUGCCCGCGCUGUUGGCAGUAUUUCCCCGAGGCUGAAUUCAGGGGCCGUGAUCACUGCCGAGCCUGUGAUGCAGAACUUCAAUCAAGCAUGUCACCCUCGCAGUCAACUACCUCACAAAGCGACUACAUGAGUGGGCCUGGCACUCCUCGCCCUACGCCCCGCCGUCAACGUGGUCCUGCUUUUGGCAGCCAGUACCGUCCCCGUGCAUCUCAAUCUCCUGUCGCCGAAGCUGCCGUGCCUCUAUUUCCGACGGAGGAAAACCCGGUCCUUGAAGACGACUUGGCGGUUGAUUCCCUCCUCGCUACCGAUCGUGAGCUGUUGCAAGCCUUCCAGGCUCGCAUCGACGGCGAGUCUUCCUUACAGCAUUGUCCCCGGUGUCGCCACUCGUGGUACAACCUUCGUAUCACCGGUGGUAUAUGUGCGGGCUGUCACUACCGUGACGAUAGAAAGCCCGACGAUAUGCCUAACUUCUUUUCUGCCGAGAAUAACAUGGACCUCGGUGACGUCCCGGAUCACCUGCCGAAGCUUACACAAGUUGAGGAGCAGCUCAUUGCACGCGUUCACGUCUUUCUAGAUGUUCGAUUAGUUCGAGGUCAACAAUACCGGUAUAGCAAGCACUGCGUUAGCUUCUUGCGUGAUACUGGCUCCCUCUACAACCAGCUCCCUCGCCUCCCUCGGGAGCUCGAUAUCGUCAUAGUGCGGCCUCGCCAGUCGGAAAACAACAACGCGUAUUUGAUCAGGAGCUUUCGUGCCGAUUUCAGGGUUCGCCGCGCUGCCAUUGAGACUUGGUUACGAUAUUUAAUCGCAAGCCACCGUGGUUAUUCGGACAUUCAGGUUGACGUCGAGCGCCUUGCACAGUUGCCCGAGGACGGCAACGUCAUGAACCAGGUCGCCGUUGUUGAGGUUGACGAGGAAGUCCCUACCGUACCGCAGGUCCUCGGUGACGAUGAGGUUGAGGAUGACGACUUUAUCGACUAUGCCGCGGCACCUAACCUCAUUCCUGCACAGGCUGAUCUCGCUCGACUACGUGACCAGGUACACGGUAGGGAGCUGGCCCCCGAACAGCCGCCCAUUCGCAACUAUAUUGAGCUCCCCGGCGUCAGGUCAACGCCCCUAAAUGACCUCAAUAACCGCCUCGCCCUUAUCAGUCUCUCGAUGCCUACGCUUAUGCCCCGGGGCCUCGGAGAGUAUACCCUGCCGCGUGUUCGAGCUGUGGAUUGGUCGACCUGGGUUAAGCAUGCAUUGUUUUGGCACGAUGGCCGCUUCGCCAGGCACCCUCGCUUCCCGUACGUGGUGUUCAAUACAAUCAUGCGGGCACAAGUCAACAAGAAAAGCAAAUGGCUGGUUAAUCGCAAUCCUCCUGAAUUCCAUCGUGAGGUCGUCAAACGUUCUCCGUGGUACUCGGCCCUUUUGGAACCAACAACGCCGUCAACUAGAAGCCAUGUGUUAUGCUCUCGACUGCCCUCACAUCUUCUUAACGUUCUCAGCCGCUGAUUUACACUGGGAGUCUCUCGCCAAGGUAAUGCCAGACUACCCUGCCUGGCUGGCUGCCGACGAUGUCAACAAAUCCCGCAUCGCCCGCAAAAACCUCAAGGAAAACCCCCACAUAGCGGCGUGGCACUUCUACCGCCGCUUGAAGGUGUUCCU
This is a messenger RNA of Lasiosphaeria miniovina, 2522 nucleotides long. RefSeq lists its product as uncharacterized. Bases 321 to 2369 code for a protein of 682 amino acids. The transcript is spliced from 3 exons. Lineage: Eukaryota; Fungi; Ascomycota; Sordariomycetes; Sordariales; Lasiosphaeriaceae. The record is from RefSeq and is a predicted model, not a curated record.